AUUGCAUGAUGAUUUUAACCCAAUUUUAAGAAUUUAUCAUUGAACUAUUGAUCAAAACAAGAAUCAAAUUAAAAACUUAAUAACAUUAGAGAAGCAAGGUGUGGAUAUAGUUUUGCAUCUUUUGAAGUUUCGCGUCGCUAAUAUGUGAAAAAAAAAACAAAUAAAAGCAAAAUCAUAAAAGUUGUCAUUAAAGUCAGUAUAAUUAAUAAAUUGAACCAAUGAUGGAUCGAAAAAAGAACACAAAAGUCACUCCAGAUAGUGAACAUCAACACAGAAUUAAGCGACUAUUGCAGGAACUGGAGAAAGAGUUUGAUAAUUUAAUAUCAGAGAAUUUAAACUUACAAGAGCAACUUAAUCGAUUAAACACUGAAAGUGGGACAAAUACAAAUAAAGAGAAUGAACGUGCAGAUUAUAAUUAUGAAACAGAAAAUAAAAAGCUAAAAUCCAAAAUAACAUCCAGUGGAAUUAAAAUUAGAGGACAGGCGAGUAGAAUUGUCUCUAGUUUCAAGACCCAAUCAAUCGUAUGUAAUUUGGUCAGAGAGUUUAGUGGUGUACAUAAUGAUGGUAUUUGGGAAACAAGUUGCAGUCAGCUCCAUCCAAUCAUCGCUAGUGCGUCCGCAGACCAUCUUUCAUGCAUAUUUAGUAUUGAUUCUGGAAAAUGUUUAUUGAAAUAUGAAGGACAUACCGGAUCAGUUAAUUCCGUUAAAUUCCAUCCAUCCAAAGAGUUAAUGUUGACAAGUUCAGGUGAUAAUACAGCACACAUUUGGCAAGGUGCUGUUAAUUAUGAGACAGUCUCGACACGUCGUUGUGGAUCAAGCGAGGAAGAAUUAGAUGACGAUACAGACGAUAUUAUACAUCAUGAAGAAAAAGAGCGAAUAGACACGUUAAGAACGCCUCUGCAAGAAUUUAGUGGACAUAGUUCGGUCGUUGUAUCUGCUGAUUGGAUCUCACAGUCAAAUAAUGAGUCACCGACACAAAUAAUUACAGCAUCAUGGGAUCGAACUGCAAUACUUUGGGAUAUUGAGACAAAGACACCUAUUCAGACACUUACAGGACAUGACAAUGAGCUUACUCACUGUUCUGCACAUUCUAGUAAUCGAUUAGUUGUUACCAGCUCACGAGAUUCUACCUUUCGACUAUGGGACUUUAGAAGCGACAUCCCAGCAGUAAGCGUUUUUCAAGGUCACAUCGAUAGCGUGACUUCGACAAUAUUUUCAAAAGAGGACCAAGUAUUAUCUGGUAGUGAUGACAAAUCAGUUAAAAUAUGGGAACUAAGGAACAUGAGAUCGCCGCUCUUUACAAUUCGUACUGACAGUGCAGUAAAUCGUCUUGCUGUGUCAUCAAAUGGAUUAAUUGCAAUUCCAAACGACAAUCGAUCGAUCAGAAUAUUCGAAUUAAAUGGUCAGCGAAUUAGUCGCAUUCAAAAACGUUCACAUCGUCGCAUGGUGACAAGCUGUUGCUUUAAGGAAGGAUCGUCAGUAUGUAAUUUGUUCUCGUCAGGAUUCGAUAGGAAAGUAUAUGGAUGGAAUAUAUCUGUGUAAACAGUAUAUAAUUAACAUCCAAUUGAAGCCAUAGAAGUUACCCCAAAAUUAUUAUAUACUGAUUUGAUAAUUAACUGAUUAUUAAGGUUUCAGUAUUAUUCAGUCGUUAUAAAGAUAAAAAGAAACUAAUGUUAACUUACUAACCUAUUCAGCAAUAUUUGAAUUAAUAUUAACUAUACCUCUCCAUGCAUCUUAUUACUAAAUAUAUUCCUUUUUUAUACUCGGUAUAAAGUACUAGUAUGUACCCUGGUUAGCUUUAAUUUAUUUACUCUAUUGGAGUUGUUCAAAAGUGAUGUCCAAAAAUUAAGUUUCAAUAAUGUUUGACAAAUGCAACUGAAGACCUUAAAUUGGGUCAGCUAAAACUGACUAAGGUGAUUCCGAAAUUUUAGACGUUAUUCAUGAACAAAUCCAACAUUAUACUUUAAAUGCAUUUGGGGUCGUUCACAGGGGCGUAGCCAGAAAAUUUUGAAGGGGGGAGCCCAUUUUCGAAAAUUAAAAAACCGUUAUUUUGUAUCUUAAAUCUAUAUUCAUUCUUCAUAAGUUUAAAUAUUUCAUUCAUUAUUCAUACAUUAAAUUUAAUUUUUCGUGCUGAUUUUGACAUUUCUUUCAUCACUUCCUCUACAUUAACUGGUUCUUCUCUAUAAAUA
Messenger RNA from Chironomus riparius, 2188 nucleotides. Lineage: Eukaryota; Metazoa; Arthropoda; Insecta; Diptera; Chironomidae. The record is from the annotation of a GenBank genome assembly.